AUGGGACGGCGCAGCUCAAAACUCCCGUUCAUACUUAUUUCCACUAUACUUGCUUUGAGCGUUAUUGUAGUUCUCGGGCUUCUCAAGGCUUCAUCCCAUCCUUACAUCAUUGCUGCCUCCGACAGUGUCGGAGAUAGAAUCAAGGGCAAAGUUGACAACAUUCCGAACCAGGUUCAUUACGUCUGGGCUCAAAACGACGCCAGCGGCGAUCUUCUUUUCACGUUUGAACAAUAUCUUUCUGUAUACUCUGCAUGGUACUAUUGGAAACCAGACACCAUUUAUCUUCACACGAACGCUCACGAGACCACAAUUGCUCGUGCGCGACAAGGGGUCGUCAGUAAAUGGGCCAUGCGCAUGCUGGCGAUCCCCGGCUUGAAGGUCAACCGGGUUGAGAUGCCGACUACCACAAGGCACGGCGUUACGUUCAGCUUCAGGGAGCACACUUCGGAUUUUGCGAGGGUUAGGGCGGUCCACGACUACGGCGGUGUGUACAUAGACUUCGACAUACAGCCCUUGCGAGACGUUGCUGUGCUGCGUAGAAGCGGAUUCAAUGCCAUCAGCGGCCGACAAAAAGACAACAACCUGAACAGCGGUUCUUUUAUGGCCAAGAAAGGCAGCAAAAUGAUUACGAAGUGGAUGGAUAUGAUGCACGAGGUCUACAAUGGCGGUUGGACCACGCACAGCAACGAUGCCCUCACGGCCGUUGCGCGCAGUCUCGUCCCGGACGCCGGGGAGAUGCUCAUCAUGGACCGAGAGGCUUUUGCGCCCAUGGGCUGGUUAUUCGAAGACGCCCGUGAGUUGUUUGGCCUUCACAACGACACGGCCUCCCCUUUGGAGCAUCACGUACCGGGACAACGUUUACCCUCUUACGACGACAGCCAGCGCCCAACGUGGGCACGAGACUUUUCUGCGUCAUACCUCAUCCAUAGCUUCACUCCAGACUGGAGCCUCAAUCCGGUUCCCGAGGUCACCGAAAUAACUCCAGCAUACGUUCUGCACAGACGGAGCAAUUUCGCCUGCGCUACGUACCCAGUUGUACGAGACAUGUAUCACAAAGGGCUCGUGACGCUGGAAGAUGAGGAGGUGUGA
This is a messenger RNA of Colletotrichum graminicola M1.001, 1089 nucleotides long. RefSeq lists its product as uncharacterized. The record is from RefSeq and is a predicted model, not a curated record. NCBI's taxonomy places the organism in Eukaryota, Fungi, Ascomycota, Sordariomycetes, Glomerellales, Glomerellaceae. The transcript has a single exon. The coding region runs from base 1 to 1089 and encodes 362 amino acids.